Messenger RNA from Tyto alba (common barn owl), 6309 nucleotides. RefSeq names its product BUB1 mitotic checkpoint serine/threonine kinase (gene BUB1). Gene Ontology annotation, biological process: protein phosphorylation; transmembrane transport; monoatomic ion transport. The record is from RefSeq and is a predicted model, not a curated record. Gene Ontology annotation, molecular function: ATP binding; protein kinase activity; monoatomic ion channel activity. The coding region runs from base 75 to 5357 and encodes 1760 amino acids. NCBI's taxonomy places the organism in Eukaryota, Metazoa, Chordata, Aves, Strigiformes, Tytonidae. The transcript is spliced from 41 exons. Gene Ontology annotation, cellular component: membrane.
CUUCCGCCGGGGCGGCGGCGGCGGCCCCCGUUAAAGGCGGCGGCAACGCGGAGGAGCGGCGUCUGCUCCGCGCUAUGGCGGAGGUGGCCUCGCAGGAUCUGCUGCUGGCAGCAGCGUUUGUCUCCGAUGCGCAGUACAACAGAAAUAUUCCCUUCAAGACCUCCCCGGAGGCAGUCAGGCUUUAUUAUCUCUAUAACCACUGGAUUAUGCGAACAGCCACCUACUUCUUCAUCUUUCUCAACCUGUCCCUUGCAGUGUUUGAAGAACCUGCUGUGUAUCCGCUCCCCUUCCUGGUCACAUCUAUGGCCGAGGUGUUGUGCCUUCUGGUGUUCUUUGGCCGACUGACGCAUUUUGCAAAAGUCACCCUUCGCAACGUAUUCUGGAAGGAUACCAAAAACAUCUGCAUCAUGGUUGCAAUCCUGUUAUGCCUAACAGAUUUGGCCAUAUAUGGGGUCCUCAAGAUGUACAACGUGAGGAGUAUUCGAUGGUCAAGAAUUGUGAGGCCUAUCUUCCUGAUCAACUUUGCAGAGAGUCGCCAGAUUCGGAGAGCCUUCCGCAGCAUCCGCAACACACUGCCAGAGAUCACCUAUGUCUUCUUGCUCUUCAUGUUUAGUCUUCUCAUGUUCUCCCUCAUGGCCUUGAAGCUGUUUGGUGAGAGGAAUCUCCAGACAGCAGAAGGCUUGCCGUAUUUCAAAAACUAUCUGGAAAUUGUCUUUGACCUCUAUGUCCUGGUGACGACAGCAAACAGCCCGGAUGUCAUGAUGCCGGCAUUUGACUCCAGCUCGUGGUAUGCCCUGUUCUUCAUUGCCUUUGUCAUUGUCAACACUUAUAUCUUCAUGUCUCUCUUCCUGGCUGUUGUGUACAACAACUACAAAAAACACCUGAAGAAUGAGGUCCGUAAGCUGGCUUACAUGAAGCACCGCAAGAUGAUAGAGGCCUUCAACCUCCUGAAGGAAGAGGAAGGAUCACAGUUUGUGGUUAGAGAAUCCCAGUGGAAGCAGCUUGUGAAGCUGGUGGCUCCUGAUAUCAGCAAUUCCCACCGAGAGCUGCUGCUACGCAUCUCAGAUGAUGAGCAGAAGGGUUUUAUAGACAAGAAGUCCUUUGUACAACUGGCAGAUCUCCUCAAUAUCCAGGUGAUUACCCUGAAAAUACGCAGCCAUCCUCUGGGGCAGUGGAUGCCUCGUGUGUACAAGUCAGCAGUGAGUCAGUUCCUGCGCAGCAUGGUUAGGCACAGGGGUUUUGUUUGGACUUACGAUGUGAUCAUUCUAAUAAAUGCUAUCUUCAUUGCUCUGGAUGAAGAAACCCCUUAUAUUUCUUAUGCAGAGUGGGUCUUCCUUGCUUUGUAUAUAAUUGAGAUACUCCUGAAAGUGUACACUUAUGAACCAAGGGCAUUCUUUGGCAAAAAUCAGUUCUGGAACUGGUUUGAUACUCUCAUCAUCUUUGCUGCCUUGACUGCAACGAUACUCAAUACCACUCUGAAAUCGACCAUCAAGUACAACAGCCAACAGAUCCUGGACAUUGUCUUCAUCUUAAGGGUCCUCAGGCUAAUAAGGAUUGUUGACAGCAUUCAAAGGUUCCGUGUCAUCAUGAACACACUGAUAAACAUCGUACCAACAAUGUUGACAUUUGGCGGGCUGACUCUGGUUGUGUACUGUGUGUUUGCUGUCAUUGGCAUGGAGCUAUUCCAUGGGAAAAUCCAGUUCUUCCCUGCAAACUCAAAUGCUCCUCAUGCCCUGGAGUGUGGAAACCCAGCUCUCAAGGAUUCUCUGUUUGCCCGUGGGAAAUACUGCAAGAACAACUUCAACAACUUUGCAUCGUCCUUCAUUGUCCUGAUGGAGCUCACUGUAGUCAACCAGUGGCAUGUCUUUGCCAAUGGAUUUGCCAGUGUGACGGUUCAGCCUGCAAAGCUGUAUUUCAUUGCCUUCCACAUUGUGAUGGUGAUCAUUAUUGUCAACAUCUUUGUGUCAUUCAUUUUGGAAGCUUUCUUUGUGGAGUACUCCCUAGAGAAGAGUGAAGUAGAAACAGCCAUUGAACAGAAAAUCCAGGAGCUGGGAAUGGGAGUUCAAGAGAGCUACGAGGCUCAGAUACGCAACUACCAAGGGACGGACCCGCUGGAGCCGUGGGACAGGUAUGCGCAGUGGGUAGAAGGAUGUCUUCCCCUUCAAGAAAAACAAAACCGCUUGCCCGGUCUCCUGGAGCAGCUUGUGAAGGUGUUCUUAAGUGACAAGAGGUACUACCAAGAUUCAAGAUUUGUUAACUACUGCCUUAAGCUGGCGGAGUUCAUCACUUCUCCUUGCCAGUAUUUCGAUUACCUGUAUGGACAGGGAAUUGGUGCAAAGGCAUCGAACUUCUACGUUGCUUGGGCUCAGCAGCUUGUAAAUGAAGGCAAUGUGCAGGGUGCAGGAGCUGUCCUUCAAAAAGGACUUCACAACCAGGCGCAGCCACGAGAGACCUUGCAACAGCUGUAUUGCUGGCUGCAGAAUUACGAUCCUCGGAACCCGCCUUCGCAAGGUGCUGCUGUUAUAAAACCACUUCAAACUUCACAAGCUGUAAAUCAAAUGGCUCCUCGAAAAGGUGUUUCAGAUCUUAAUGACCCAGUGUACCCUUGCAAAAAUCAGGGUCCUGAUUCUUCUGGUACUCAGGCCUGUUCUUCUGGCGGAAGAGAAGAAGUAAAGUACGUUACGUACAUCUCAAAAUCUGAAGUUCUUCCUAAAUCAUCAUCUACUGUUGUUGAGUGUGAGCAGGUUGCAAUGUAUGAUAAAAACCUGCUCAUAUGUGAAGGCUCUGAACUUUCAUUUGAGGAGCUAAGAGCCAAGAGAUACUUCAAGAAAUACGAGCGUCUCAGAAGACAGCAAGAAUGGGAAGAAGAAGAGAGAGACUCCAUAAGGAAAAAAGAGUCAGCUGUCCUUGAACUUCAAGCCCUGCAGCAGAAGCUGGAGCAGCUUACCCAGCUCACCAAAAACCUGGAGGAAACUAGACUGGAACCAGCAUCUACAACAUCAGCUGAACCAAAUAAGACAAUGGCGCAUCCACAUGUGACACCCAGUGCAGCUUCACAGCAGAACUGGAUAGCAUCUUGUCAAAAUUCAGAUCUGCAAAACACCCAAGGUCUGGUGCCAGACCAGCCUCAGUCAAGUACUUUAUCAUCCGCUCCUCUUACACUGCAGUCAGUGAAACCUGUUGACCGCCAGAAGACAUCUACCUUGCUGUGGGAAGCAACAUAUAAGAAGGAUGCAGUCAAAACUCAGUUAGAGCUUGGAGAACUCCAGAACAGUUUGUUACACCCUCCAUUCAAUAACGUUUCAUCUUGGGAACAGCCACAUCCUGACUCGGCUCUUAAUUGGAGUGCUGGAGAUCAGCACCCUAACAAGCCAUCCACUAGACUAACUACUUCUGAGGAUGCGAAAGAAGCAUCUAGAGUUGGAAAUUCUUCUUUUGCUUCUGGAAAUGCUUCUCAAGCCACUCCAAACACCUCACUGGGAGGAGCAACGCAGGCAACACCGUUCAAAGUGCAACCUUCACCUACAGUUCAUACAAAGGAGGCAUUGGGAUUUCUCAUGGAUAUGUUUCAAACGCCCAUCUUGCCUGAACCAUCUCUUGAAGAAAGUGAGGAACAAUUUGAAAUCUUUUGCAGAAAAAGUGAGCCUGAUGGAAGUCUGAAGGCUAAUGUUGUUGCCCCUUUCGUGCCUGCGUUUUCUAUCUUUGAAGAUGAGAAUGAAAAAGAGAACAACAGGAUCCCACAGCAUAAAAACAAGCCAGAAGAACCUAGAACUAUUGGAGAACGUCCCUUGACUGACUGUACAGCGGGUACAGAAGAAGAAACAGGGACAGCGGAGUUCUUGAAGGAUGAUUAUACAGUGUGGAAUGUAUCCAGUAGUAGUAAAACGUUAGCUCCCAGUCCGAACAACACCAGAGACUUUGCACGAGCUGCCAAGCUUGUAUCAACACCAUUUAACUACCUGUCGGCACAUUCGCGACAAGUUUUGGAGGACAAAGCCUGUGGGGAUGACUUACCUCAAAUGGAUUUGGAGUUUUCUGAAGAAUUGCACAAGCAGACAAAAACUAAGAAGCUAAGCCCUGCUUUUGAACACAUUGCAAAACAAGGAGAGCUUCAAGGAAAUGUCUUGAAACAAGGAAGUGGAAUUCAAGGAAUUGCUACAGCUGCUUCUCAAAGAUUACGUGAGCAGACUGCCAUGAGCAGAACUGAAUACUCCUUGUCUGUUGGGGUGGACAGAAUUUCCCACGAGAAGCUGUCUGGAGCUGGGCAGGACAGGACAGCCCGGUGCAUUAGAUCUGCAGUCCUUGUUGAGAACCCUUGGGAUAAGGAAUUGAUUGGCAAAUUCUUAUCAGAGCUUCCUAAACCACUCCACACCUAUGCCAACUACUUUGAAUGGAACUCUACUCUUCCGUCCAUCAAACUGAAGGCUCAACUCUCACUGGGUUCUAGCUCAUUCCAUGUAGACUGCUUGGUUGGAGAGGGAGCUUUUGCCCAAGUCUAUCAAGCUUCAGUUCUGGAUGCAAGUAACCCUAGAAACAAUCAGAAAGUAAUAUUCAAGGUCCAGAAGCCUGCCAACCCUUGGGAGUUUUAUAUAGCAACACAACUGGUAGAAAGGCUCAAUCCGGGUAUAUCCCAUCUCUACAUCCACUUCUAUUCUGCUCAUUUCUUUCAAAAUGGAAGCAUUUUGGUUGGUGAGCUCUACAAUUAUGGAACAUUGCUAAAUGCCAUAAACAUUUACAAAAAGCUGCCUGAAAAGGUGAUGCCUCAGGCACUUGUAAUCUACUUUGCUGUAAAAAUUCUUUAUAUGGUGGAAGAGCUCCACAGCUGCAAAAUCAUUCAUGGUGACAUCAAGCCUGACAAUUUCAUACUUGGAGAAAGGUUUCUGGACAACGAUACUUGUGACAUAGACGGUCUCUCUCAUGGCUUGACGCUCAUUGACUUGGGCCAGGGUAUAGACAUGAAACUCUUCCCUGAAGGAACGGCAUUUACGGCAAAGUGUGAAACAUCUGGAUUUCAGUGUGUUGAAAUGCUGACGCAGAAACCAUGGAACUACCAGACAGACUACUUCGGCACUGCAGCAACUGUCUACUGCAUGCUCUUUGGUACCUACAUGCGAGUGAAAAAUGACAAUGGUAUCUGGAAGCCUGAGGGAACCUUCAGAAGGCUUGCCAACGCUGACCUGUGGAAAGAGUUCUUUGAAAGCAUGCUAAACAUCCCCAACUGCCACAGCCUGCCUUCUCUAGGGGGUCUGCGCAAAAGGCUGAAGGACUUAUUUUGCAAGUCAUAUGCAAAGGAAAUAAAGUUCCUUCGGAACAGACUUGUUGUGUUGCUCAUAGAACACAAACGGUCACGAAAAUAAGUGUUUGGUUUGCACAGUUACUGAGGCUGGCACUUUUUAAAUGUGAAAUCUUUUUGUAAUAACUUGUUUCAAAAAUAAAUAUGGUAACUUGCAUCUUUCUAUGCUUUCGUGGAAAAAUAGACUAAAAUGACUUGUUAAUUUAACUUGUCCGGUUUGGGAGGCAUGGGCGUGCCGGAGGCUGUAGGCAGUUGUUAUAAUAUUGUGUACUUCGAAGGGGGGAAAAAGCCAGUGAGAAGUGUUGUACGGAUGAAGUAAUUGCUUUCUGCCUCCCCUGGGAUUUUUGAAAAAAAACACUGAAUGAUUCAUUCUGAAGGGACCCUCAUGUAUGUGAGUUGUCGAGGAUUAGUUUUCCCAACAUGAAAAACUGUCAACAGAGCCUUUGGGGAGGAGCGAGGUAUUGGAAAUUCCAGAGUGAAACCCUGCCGUCGUGGAAAACUCCCUCAUCUCCUCACAGAGGAGCAAAGGCAGCGCUUGGAAGUGGAAUAGUGCGUAUGGGCUACGAGAGCAUGAACCUGUGUAGCUUUCUACACCUGAGGGGGGAAAACUCGUGGUCAGCAGGGGUAAGGAGGGCAGGUUUUCUGUAGGUGUCUCCUAAAAAAGCCGCUGCAGAUAAUUAACGAAUAAGAGGAAAUGCUGUUUUGAGUUGGUGCCAAGACAAAGGCGCAGAUGAGCAACAGCCCUCGGACUGCUGCUCUUGCAGCUCUUUGAGGUCUAGGGCUUACACAGUCACAGCCCUCCUGCUCUCCCCUUUCUCUCAGGAGUUUCUAGGCUGAAAGAAACUGAGGUUUGCAGAUUAGAUUUAGAUUUAGAUUAGGUAGGACUGAAGUCACGCUUGCCACUUACGUUAUGUUCACUUCUGACCAGCCACAACACAAUUAUUAGAGAUGAGGGGGAAACCACGAGGCAAAUAUCUCACCUGACUGGAAAUAAAAUGAUUGUUUUCUGUUUGUUA